Messenger RNA from Talaromyces rugulosus, 4389 nucleotides. RefSeq lists its product as uncharacterized. Lineage: Eukaryota; Fungi; Ascomycota; Eurotiomycetes; Eurotiales; Trichocomaceae. The transcript has 3 exons. Gene Ontology annotation, biological process: deadenylation-independent decapping of nuclear-transcribed mRNA. Bases 1 to 4389 code for a protein of 1462 amino acids. Gene Ontology annotation, molecular function: protein binding. The record is from RefSeq and is a predicted model, not a curated record. Gene Ontology annotation, cellular component: P-body.
AUGUCCACCCCAAGCGACCUUCAGGCUCUUUUUGCGAGCAUCAAGCCGCGUCCUUCGCCAUCGCAGGAUGGUCAGCCAUCACCUUACCCUCCCCCCGGUUCGCGGUCGUUCAGUCACCAGUCGUUUGACGGACAACAACGUGUAGCGCCUGGGCAACCGCCACAACAACAACAUCCCCAUUACUUCCCUCAGCAUCAGCACGGUUAUCUCAAUCCCUCUGUUUCGUCGCCGCUCUACAGUCCUGGUCCCGCCAACACGCCGCCUCACCAUGGAUCAGACAUCAUCAGCCCCAACGUGUCGACGCCGCGUGGUGAUGGUCAGCAACGUGCUGGCCCCGAUCAGGCUACGAGUUUACUCAACCUUUUGAAGUUUAAACAAAACAAACCUGCCUCUUCGCAGCUCCCAAACACCUUCGACGCGUCUGCCUCGCUGCCGGUGGAUUACCAGGAGACUGGUGCAUCCGCGGGCCAGCAAUCCCAUUCAAGGGCCAUCUCCGCUUCUGACCUGGUUGCCUCAUUCAAUUCGAAAGCUGCUGCUACCACAGAUUCGGCACCGCCACAAACUGCGACUGCCGCGGGUUAUGGUGGAGCUACUGAGAGCUCUGCAACAAACGCAGAGGCUCAGGACGUGCUUUUGCUUCUUUUGAAUCGAUCGCAGAACAAAACGGAAGAUACCAACCGUGCCUUUCAGGAUACUUCCGACUCUCAACCUCGGUCUCCUGAGCCUCAGGUUCACAGUGGUGCUUCCGCAGCCCAGCCAUCGAUGCACGUUUUUGGGUCUCCCGAGAACAAGGAUUCCUUGAAUUUUGAAGCGCCACAGCCAGGUCCGUCCCAGGGUACUCUAUUCACGUACUCCAACCCUUUUGAGCAGCUCGCGCAUCACACUCAACCAAAGUCUCGCAGCGACAGUCCUGUAGUCGACACAAAUCGGCUAAAGAAAGAACCUACCAGCGUCCUGGAUUCAAAACCCAAGUUUGAUGCUCCAGUCAAAUUCGAGGCGGCCGAACCAACUGCCGGGGAGAAACAACCCGAGCAGAAGGAGACCGUGCCAUACACUGCUGGUGAAAUUGCUCAGCAGUUGGGGGACGCCCUGAGCAGAGCUAAUCGAGAAGAGACAGCUCGUGCAAAGGUUGACGAAGGUGGUUCCAAGAACGUUGGCUCGGCUGUCACGGAAGAGACUCGCACUACUGCCGUAAAGACAGAAGGUGAAGAGCACAAAGAAAAGGUGAAGGAAGUCACCCCCGUUCCCCAUGUUGAACCCGUGAAACACGCAGUCAACGAGGGAAAAGCUGUCGAUGGAAAUGUCGCAGAUAGCUGGGAGAGCGCUGAAGACAGUGCUGAGAAAACCGAAGAACGCAUUAUUCGCGUUUUCAACUUCCCUUUGAAGCCAUUCAUUUCUAUUGUCGUGAAACCCGACAGCGGCAAGCUCCCCUCGUUCCGUGACGAUGGUAUCAUGGACGUUGCCCGUCUGAAGAAAGAUUUUGAUCAGCUUGACCGUUGCUUGACUUCGGCAACUACUGAAUACAUUAUCUAUGCUUUGGCGAAGAAUGGUGGUUUACGGAUUAUUCGUCAGGACGAUGGACGCGACAAGCAGAUCUUCCGUUUCGCCCGCGACCGUCUCUUCAACGUUGCUCUCAGUCACGCUGCACCCUCUGCCUCCAGCCCUUCGAAAGAGCAAGCUGUUCUGGCAAUUGGUGUUAGUGGUUCUGUUUACUGGGCACCUAUCUGUCGCGGAGAUGAUGACCUGUUUGAAAUGGAUUCUGUUGAAAGUGAUUGCCUCAUUUUCCCUCCGUACCCUUCAUCCGACGAGAAUACCUCUGGUGGUCAGCUGAAAACGCGCGCUAAACCAAGCUCUCGUCAUACGGAAUUCUUUGGCAUUGGCCGCGGCAAGAAUAUCUACAUUGUUUCCCCUCAGUUCGCCGCUCACCCGACCUAUGGAGUUUCUGGCUCGCAGCGAAUUGUUGACACUGAAAAGUUCUUCAAGGAGCAUGCGUUGAAGAUCUCCACUGGCAAGGCUGGAAAGGACUUUACCUUUAGUGAGGACGAUACAGUCGUGGCAUCUCUCGAUAAGACCGGGAGAUUGAGAUUCUGGGACAUUCGCGAGGUGGAUCAGAUCUUGACUGGCUCUCCUCCGCCUGAAGUGCGCACUCCUCUUACUACAUUUGUCACCGGCUCUCCGAAUGAGAAAUCAUGGCCUACUUCGGUUUUGUUCAUAGACAAGUUACGUCCGUUUGUCAAGGCCCUUGCCCUUCGUUACGUGCUCGUUGGCUUGAAGCAGAACCACACUCUUCAACUGUGGGAUAUUGGCCUUGGAAAAGCUGUUCAAGAAGUCAACUUUCCUCAUGGGAAGGAGUCCGAUGCUAUUUGCAGUGUCGCCUACCAUCCCUCUUCGGGAAUUAUUGUCGUCGGCCACCCCACAAGGAACUCGGUUUACUUCCUUCAUUUGUCGGCACCCAAAUACAACUUGCAGCCCAUGUCUCAAGCAAAUUACAUCAAGCGUGUCACCGAAAAGGACGCGACACUACCCAAACCAGACUCGACAGCUUGCUUGAGCGGCAUCCGCGAGGUGUCUUUUGCUUCGAAGGGCCAAUUGAGAAGCCUCGACAUUCUUCCUAUCAGCAAGUCUAUGGGUAGCCAACGCAAUGUGGAAGAGGAGGCUGGAUUGUUUGAAAUCUACGCCAUGUAUUCUCGGGGUGUCACUUGCUUGAACGUCAAGAAAGAGGACCUUGGCUGGACUCCUGAAAACAAAAUUAUUGAACCUGUCGAUGCUUUGAAGGAGGGCUAUAUUGAGGCCAAUGAUCUCCAGACAUUCCCCACUUACGUUGUUGACGAGCCUUCUAUCAACGGCGACUCUGUUACUACCAGUACCACGCAAAAGACUGUCACCAAGGACACUGGCAAGAAGGCGACAGACCUGACAGUUGAGUCUGCUUCUAAUGUUGUAGGUUCUCGUGCUGCAUCGCCUGUGAAGCCGCUGGGCAAGGUCUCGGCCGAUGAGCAAUCAGAGGUGACCAGCGGCGCCGAUAAGGCAAAGAAGAAAAAGAAGGAGAAAGCCAAGGAGACCAGCAAGGCAGCAGUGCCUCCGCCCAAUGACCUUAACAAGUAUUUCACGCCAGCCAAAUCUACUCAUCAAACUAAAGAGGAAGAAGUCAGCGACAAAGCUCGCGUCCCUACAACAAAUGGCGAACCCAUUAACGUGGGAAUUACCAGUGAAAUGAUCAAACAGUUUGAGAAGGGCAUUUCCGAUGAGGUCAUGCAGAAGAUUAGUGGCGAGUUGAACCAGCUUCACACACGAUUUGACGAAGAACGUCGCGCAUGGGAAGCUGCAUCAAACGCGAAGACCGACCAGGUACUUCGACUUGUGUCUAGCACUCUUUCUGAAAAUGUCGAGAAGAACCUCUCUCGCAUUAUCAACGGUAGCAUCAAAGACGAUGUCUUGCCUGCGGUUGUCAGCUCGACUUCGACCGCUAUCAACAAGCAAAUCGGCGAUGCUGUUUCGAAACAGCUUGGCCAAAUCUUCCCGCGAGAGCUGCGUCAGGUGUUGCCUGAAUACGUUUCCCGCGCAGUCAAGCAGCAGGACGUAUUGCGUUCGAUUUCAGAUGCGGUAGGCGGCAAGAUAGCGCACCACGUAGAGGCGGAGUUUACGAAGUCCACGCAGAAUGUGGUGACUCCUGCGAUCAAGACUGCCAUUGCUCAUCAUUCGGAGACAGUUAUCAAGGAUCUUAAACAGGGCUUCCAGGCCCAGUCGAAGCAACUCGAAUUACAACGCCAGCAAGAUGCGGCUAAGAUUGAUCAGCUGACAAACCUGGUGCAGACAUUGAACGAGUCUCACACCAUGAUGAUCGCCUCGCACACUGCGCUGCAAAACGAAGUUGCGAUGCUCCAGCGCCAACUGCGAUCACAAGAGCCUGCGCAGCCUACUGCCCAACCACCUUUGCAGCCUGCACGUGCCCCGGCUCCGACCGGGGCCACUCCUGAGGAGGCUGAAUUGAACGAGAUUGUUCGUUUGGCAGAAGAUGGAAACCUCGAAGAGGCAUCAGUCAGAUGGCUACAAUCGUCCCAGCAGGCCGAUCUUUUUGACAACUUUUUCGUCCGUCUGGAUCCGCGAUACCUCAGCACGCUGUCUCCGAUCGUGUCUUUGUCCGUUGGAGUGGCUGUUAGCACCUCUCUAGAUACAAAUGUACAAGAGCGUCUCGCCUGGCUUGACUGUGUACUGAAGACCGUGAACCUCGCUGACUCUGAUAUUCGCGACGUGGCGCCUCAAAUUAUGGAAAUCCUCAUCCAGCGUCUGAAUGCUUUGUACAUGACUGCUGCUCAGAAGAACCCCCACGAUAUCAUACUUCGUCGCAUUGCCCCGCUGGCUCGACGCGCACAAGAUCUUCGUGGUUAA